CAUUGACUCUAGAUUUUGUUUCUUUUGCUUAUCUCAAAGAAUAAAAAAUUGGCAACCUCUCUUGGACCUCUUUAGGUAUGAAUAGCUGAUUCCCUUUAUAUAUUUAAGAAAUUAUAUUUUUACGGAGGCCAGAAGGCCUCACUGUGUUUUCUUUUCCUACUAAAGCAAGUCUAAAGAAGAAAUCAUAUAAUUAAAGGAAACAUAAUUUCCCAUUUGAAAAUCCUAGCUGUAUUUUUUAAGAGAUUACAUAUUUUUAAAAAAGUUAAUUUUCUUUUGAUGAAAUCUCUAAAUAGUUUAUGGGUUUAUUCUUUUUUAUAGGUAGGGAAAAGCAAGUUUUAAAGAAGAUAAUCUAGUCAGUCUCAUAUUAAGAAUAUGAAAUUCAGACAUAAGUUUUUAGGAUCAAACGUAGUCGACUACCAUCUUUCUCUAGUAUUCAGUUUUUCAUUCAUGGAGCAGGUAUUUCUAUUGAGUGCCUACUGUAUAACAGGCACUGUGCCAGCUCCUAGGGUUCCAAUAAUAAAACACACAACCAAGGGACCUUCUCUUAUGGAGCUUCCAUUCUCUUAGGGCAGAAAGACAUUCUGCAAAUAAGACCAUAUAGAUAAGAGUGCUAUGGUUUGAGUGUGUCCCCCAAAAUUCAUGUGUUACAAACUUAAUCCUGAGUGCAACCAUGUUCAGAGGGGGGGCCUGUAAGAGGUGAUUAGGUCAUGAGGACUUUGCCCUUAUGAAGAGGUCAGUGCCAUUAUCACUGGAGUGAGUUACACCCAGCCUUUCCCUCUCUUUGCUGUGUCAUGGGGUGAUGCAACAAGAAGGCCCUCACCAGAUGCUACCACUUUGGUGUUGACUUCCUAGCCUUUGGUACUGUUAUACCAGUGCAAAACAGACUGAGACCAAGGAUUAUCAGAGAAGGCUUGUUUGAAGAGAAGACAUAACAUCUGUGGCCUGAAAGCUGAGUGGAAGCCAGUCAUUUGAAGCAUAGGGGCUGCAGGUAGAGAUAACAGCAUGUUCAGAGGACGUGAGGCAGAAGGAAGAAUCCCAUUCAAAAAUGAAGUGAAUUAAUGCUCGGGCACUCAGGAACCCUGGAGAGCUACAUGAGGUGUUUAAAAACUUCCUUGACCAUCUUGCCAAACAAGUCUCUGCUCAUGAGGCCCGACAGGAUGAGUGAGCCCAGGCAAGACGGCCUUCUGCCCUGUAGGAACGGUGACUGCUGACCUGCUGAGAGCAAGCUCGGCCUGCCUGCUGUCUGCCAGUACCAUGAAGGAAGUGGUGUAUUGGUCACCCAAGAAGGUGGCAGACUGGCUGCUGGAGAAUGCUAUGCCAGAAUACUGUGAGCCUCUGGAACAUUUCACAGGCCGGGACUUGAUCAACCUGACCCAAGAAGAUUUCAAAAAACCCCCCUUGUGCAGAGUCUCCUCUGACAACGGGCAGCGGCUCCUGGACAUGAUAGAGACCCUGAAAAUGGAACACCACAUGGAAGCACACAAGAACGGCCAUGCCAACGGGCACCUCAGCAUCGGCGUAGACGUCCCCACACCCGACGGCAGCUUCAGCAUCAAGAUGAAACCCAACGGAAUGCCAAACGGAUAUAGGAAGGAGAUGAUAAAGAUCCCCAUGCCAGAGCCAGAGCGCUCCCAGUACCCCAUGGAGUGGGGCAAGACUUUUCUGGCCUUUCUUUACGCACUUUCGUGUUUUGUUCUCACCACAGUGAUGAUCUCGGUCGUCCAUGAACGAGUACCUCCUAAGGAGGUGCAGCCUCCACUACCGGACACGUUUUUUGACCAUUUUAACCGGGUGCAGUGGGCCUUUUCUAUUUGUGAAAUUAACGGCAUGAUCCUUGUAGGACUCUGGUUAAUUCAGUGGCUGCUCUUAAAAUACAAGUCUAUUAUUAGCAGAAGAUUUUUCUGCAUAGUUGGCACGCUGUACCUGUAUCGGUGUAUUACAAUGUAUGUAACUACACUCCCAGUACCUGGUAUGCAUUUCAACUGUUCUCCCAAGCUUUUUGGAGACUGGGAAGCUCAACUGCGGAGAAUAAUGAAGCUCAUUGCUGGAGGCGGCUUGUCCAUCACUGGCUCCCACAACAUGUGUGGGGACUAUCUGUACAGCGGCCACACGGUCAUGCUAACACUCACCUACUUGUUUAUCAAAGAGUAUUCCCCUCGACGGCUCUGGUGGUAUCACUGGAUCUGCUGGCUUCUCAGCGUAGUUGGAAUCUUCUGUAUCCUCUUAGCGCAUGACCACUACACUGUGGACGUGGUGGUGGCAUAUUACAUCACCACGAGACUCUUCUGGUGGUAUCACACUAUGGCCAAUCAGCAAGUGCUAAAGGAAGCUUCCCAGAUGAACCUCCUGGCCAGGGUGUGGUGGUACAGGCCAUUUCAGUACUUUGAAAAGAAUGUCCAAGGAAUCGUACCUCGAUCUUACCAUUGGCCUUUCCCCUGGCCAGUCGUCCACCUCGGUAGGCAAGUCAAAUACAGCCGGCUGGUGAACGACACAUAACAGCUGUACAAAGUGGGGGAAAGACGAAUCGUCCGAAGUGCUAAGAACUCCAUGAGAGAAGAUGCCAUAAAAUAAACACCUCCCUAAUCCUAUUAUCUUUCAAUGGUUACCUUGACUUAACCUAUUGAGUUACCUGGUCAGCACUGUGAUCUUUUUUUCUCUCCAAAGGACCUGAGUUGGACAACAAUAAAGAAAAAUUUAACCUAUCAUGCACUGUACACAUUUCCUGUUCAUAAGUUUGGGAUUUACAUAACCCACAACCACCACGUUCCUUUGUAUAUGAUGCAACAGCAUAAAUGUAAGCUUUUAUAUCAUAAGUUCUGGUCUUUCCAGUCACAUCUGGAAAUAAAGUGUAUUAUUUUCUUGGGAAAACAUACUUUUCAUAUCUCUUGCCCCAAAGAUUGGGCUGUAAGCCAUUUUCUAGCAAAUGUCUCUAUGAAGGUUUCUAAGUACCUGAAUGGGGUUUGAUUCUGAAAUCUUUCUACCUGUUGCACCGAUAUUCAAAUAAAAAUGACAGACACAGAAAGGUUUGGUAACUUUGGGUUUUGUAAAAUCAGCAGAGACAGUGUGUCAAAAAGUGCAAAAAAAAAAAAAAAGAUUCUGUUAUAAAGUGAUUUUCUAAGUAUUUCCUAACUUUAUUUUUCAAAAUGAUGUUAUGAAACCAAAUUUAAAGAUUUUUACAUGUCAGAGAGAAGAGAGUUAAAAUUUAAAAAUGCGUCUUGGGAGAGAAAUUUGUCUAUGUUUCUAGUGCCUUUCUUGUCUUGAUUGUAUGGUCAGUAGGCAAUCUUAAAUGUUUUUAUUUAAAAUAAAGUAUUCCAAGAAAAUAUAAAUGUAUGUAUACACUACUAAAUUUUGCAUUUAUAGCUAAAUUAAAUCAGAAGACUGCUUACAGUUUUAAAGUUGCAGUGAAUUAAAGAAUGAGGAUGUUAAUUGGAGCAUCAGAGCCUGUUCACAUAUUGUGAACAGGAAGCAAUGACAUGUACCACUUAAAUUAUUUUAUUGUCUAUUUGGUAGUUCAAUUUUAACUACUCAAUGAAAACAGCCAUGAAUAUCUUUUUUUAACAGAGAGUUUUGAAAAUGAUCACUUACCUAAAACUUGAAAGCUAUAAAUUAGUUAUCCAUACUCUCAUGACAAUUUUGUUGAUGAACAACAAAAAAGAGAUCUAUUUCUUUAAAAUAUAUUUGUGCAGAAACUGCAUGUAACUCUAAGUUUUACUCCUAACAUAUGUAUGUUUGGGGAAGUAUUCUAUUCUAUACUUGCCAACGUGGAGAACAAAAUAGUUUUUUAAGAAUGAAGAAGUAUAUAUAUCCAUUCUGUAUUUUACGUGCAGCAGAAUUAUCUUCCGUAGGGUUUUUUUGUGUAUUCACAAGGUGAUAUUUGUAUCGUAAAACAAUAAUGGUGAAGGAAAUAAAAAGGCUUUUAAAAUUUUGUUUGUUUUAAAUCUUUGUAAAGUUAUUAUUCCAGAGAAUAUACUGAUAUCUUAUAGCUUACCUAGAUCAUAAAUUAAUCAAAAUGCACUUUUUAAUAAAAACUGAUACUUAAAAUAAA
Molecule: messenger RNA, 4045 nt
Organism: Microcebus murinus (gray mouse lemur)
Lineage: Eukaryota; Metazoa; Chordata; Mammalia; Primates; Cheirogaleidae
Source: RefSeq, a predicted model, not a curated record